ACUGCUUGUGAUAGAGGCAUAGCUUAUAUUUUCCAAACUGGCGUAACCCCUGUUGCUAUGUCUGAAUUUACCUCGGGGUUUAAUAUUUCAACAGAUUUAGCGUUAAGCGAAGAAUUUUGGGACUUAUAUGGAUUCAAGCAGUCAGAAGUUGAACUUCUUUUGGACAAUGCUCUUAGAAAUAAUCUACCAUCUGAUGUUAAGAAGGGGAUAGUAAAAUGGUUAAAAGAGGAAAAUGACGGAUAUUUUUUUAAUCCUAAUCAAGCUGAGGAUUCUUCAAACAUCAUCAAGAAAUUUCUUCGUUUCCCCCCUGAUCCAAACACAUUGCCUUCUCAAACAAUAUUGGAAUUAAUUGGCAACAAUUCCCUUGGCAAAUCUAUCCUUACUGAAGCACUCAACCGAAGUCCUCUCGAAUCAAGAAAUGAGGAAACUUUACUUAAGCCAUUGAAGGACAAUAGUAUUAAGCAUUCAAAUGAAGAGGCCUUGAAACAAUCUUUUAUAGACACUUUAAUUCUCACUCUUCACGCAAACAUUGAACCAGAGUUUCAGGUAAAUUCUCAGAACUCUAAUUUAGCAAUCGAAUUUGAUAAUAUUAGGAUGGAAUACAUUAACCUAAAUGGAGCUCAAGUAUCACGAUCAUUGAUGAUGAAAUUAGAGGAUGAAAUUUUAAGCCUUGAAAUUAGUGAUCCAUACCGACCAGAUCAAAAAACAGUUCAUGAAGCUUUGGAAUAG
Racocetra fulgida is the source of this 729-nucleotide messenger RNA. The record is from the annotation of a GenBank genome assembly. NCBI's taxonomy places the organism in Eukaryota, Fungi, Glomeromycota, Glomeromycetes, Diversisporales, Gigasporaceae.